AUGGGAAUAAUUGGGUAUAUUAUAAUUGUGUUAGCUCUUAUUUUGAUUCUAAAUUGGGUAUGGAAAACAUUGAAUUGGGUUUGGUUUACUCCCAAAAAGCUUGAAAAGCAUAUGAGAGAACAAGGGUUGAAAGGAAAUCCCUACAAAUUGUUGUAUGGUGAUACUAAAGAAAUCUUGAGUAUGCGUAAUCAAGCGACGGAAAAGCCCAUUUCUUUUAAAAAUAAUGAUCACGUUUCCCGUAUUUUUCCCUUCCUUUGUCAUCAAAUCAACACAUACGGUGAAAAUUGUUGGACAUGGCAAGGGCCUGUACCGAUCAUACAUGUCCAAGCACCAGAGCUAAUGAAAGAUGCGUUAUCUAGGAUGAACGACUUUAUAAAGCCGAAACUGAACCCACUUAUUGACAUGCUUGUACCUGGAGUUUUUAGCUACGAGGGCGAAAAAUGGACCAAACACAGGAGGUUGAUCAACCCUGCUUUCCAUGUUGAAAAGCUUAAGUUUAUGCUUCCGGCAAUAGGCACAAGUGUCACUGAAAUGGCCAACAAAUUGGACAAGAGGUUAUCCGAAUCAGGUUCUGCUGAGGUGGAUGUGUGGCCGUACAUGACAAGCCUAUCCGCGGAUGCUUUGUCUCGUGCUGCUUUUGGAAGUAGCUACAUCGAAGGAUGUAGAAUAUUUGAACUACUAAAGGAUCAAAUACAAAUCAUUAUGCGAGAUUUCUAUUCUUUUCAAAUCCCUGGUUGGAGGUUUGUACCAACAGAGACGAAUAGGAAGAUGAACAAAAUUAAUUCAGAAAUACAAACAUUAUUGACGGGAUUAAUUGACAAGAGAAAGAAGGCCAUGGAGGCCGGAGAAGCUGCUAAGGAUGACUUGUUAGGGAUUUUGUUGGACUCUGACUUUAAAGCGUCUGGUAGUAAUAAUAAGCAACAAACGGCCAUGACUUUCCAGGAUAUAAUCGACGAAUGCAAGUUGUUCUACUUCGCAGGACAAGAGACUACCUCGGUUUUGUUGGGUUGGACAAUGGUUUUAUUGAGCAAACACCAAGACUGGCAAACUCGUGCAAGAGAAGAAGUCUUGGAAACCUUUGGAAAGAAUCAACCUGACAUUGAAGGACUAAGCCGGUUAAAGAUAGUGACAAUGAUAUUGUAUGAGGUGUUGAGAUUGUUUCCUCCUGUAAUAGAAGUGUCUCGUGCAAUACCAGACCGCGAAACAAAGCUUGGAAAUAUAUUAGUCCCAGCUGGUUCAGUGGUGAGUCUGUCAAUCCUUCAUACACACCACGAUAAAAGACUAUGGGGUGAUGAUGCACAUGAUUUCAAACCAGAUAGAUUUGCAGAAGGGGUUGCAAAGGCAACUAAAGGCAAAAUGGCAUACUUUCCCUUUGGUUGGGGACCUAGGAUCUGUGUUGGUCAGAACUUUGCAAUUGCUGAAGCUAGAAUGGCAGUAUCCAUGAUUUUGCAGCGCUUUGUUUUCGAGCUUUCCCCGUCUUAUACUCAUGCUCCUACCACCAUUUUAACUCUUCAGCCCCAAUUCGGUGCUCAUUUGAUUGUACAUCCGUUACAAUCAUGAUUAGCUUCAAUGGCGUGCAAACAUUAUGUCAGAGGAUCGGCAUAUUCGACUUCAAUUCGCCUGUACUAGUUUCACAAGAGGAUAAGCUCGCCUGGCUACUCGAGCUUCUUG
Molecule: messenger RNA, 1671 nt
Organism: Spinacia oleracea (spinach)
Lineage: Eukaryota; Viridiplantae; Streptophyta; Magnoliopsida; Caryophyllales; Amaranthaceae
Product: cytochrome P450 72A397-like
Exons: 5
Coding region: 1-1560 (519 amino acids)
Molecular function (GO): oxidoreductase activity, acting on paired donors, with incorporation or reduction of molecular oxygen; iron ion binding; heme binding
Source: RefSeq, a predicted model, not a curated record